Gadus morhua (Atlantic cod) is the source of this 3376-nucleotide messenger RNA. It is a transcript of the gene fubp3, whose product is annotated as far upstream element (FUSE) binding protein 3. The transcript has 19 exons. The record is from RefSeq and is a predicted model, not a curated record. Bases 64 to 1758 code for a protein of 564 amino acids. Gene Ontology annotation, molecular function: RNA binding. NCBI's taxonomy places the organism in Eukaryota, Metazoa, Chordata, Actinopteri, Gadiformes, Gadidae.
GCGACGGCCAUGCACGUGUGCUGUUUUUUUUAAAGCGUGAUUCUGAGCCGCCUUGUACGGAGGAUGAUGAUGGCGGAGCUGGUGCAGGGACAGGGCCGGGUGGCUCAUCCUGGAUCCAAAGAUGACUUCGCAGAAGCGAUACGCCGGAUACGACAGAUGGCAGCUAAGGUUGGAGGUGAUCAGAAGCUGAGUCUUAUCAAUUCCUCUGCAGUCAUAGAUCCUUCUCUCUACAGCUAUGAAGGCCAAAAGCGCUCAUUGGACAAUGGAGCAGGUAACCAGCUCGGCGUCAUGGUGCAUCAAAGGGCCAUCACAACAGAAGACUUCAAAGUGCCUGACAAGAUGGUGGGAUUCAUCAUAGGAAAAGGAGGAGAGCAGAUCUCCAGAAUCCAGUUGGAGUCUGGUUGUAAGAUCCAGAUCGCUCCAGAAAGUGGUGGCUUGUUGGACAGACCCUGCACUCUGACUGGAACCCCGGAGAACAUUGAGCAGGCCAGGCGGCUCCUGAGCGAGAUCGUGGAGCAGUGUCGCUACGGGCCCGGCUUCCACACGGACAUGGACGGUAACAGCUCCAUCCAGCAGAUCCUCAUCCCGGCCAACAAAGUGGGCCUGGUCAUUGGCAAGGGAGGGGACACUAUCAAACAGCUGCAGGAACGGACUGGUGUGCAGAUGAUCAUGAUUCAGAAUGACCCCUUGCCCACUGGGGCAGACAAGCCCCUGAGAAUCACUGGGGACCCCUACAAAGUACAGGUAGCCCGGGAGCUGGUGGCCAAGCUGAUCCGGGACAAAGACCUGGGGGACUUCAGGGUCGGCAAGGCAGAGUUUGGAUCCAAACUGGGGGGAAACAGCCUUGAUGUGGCGGUUCCUAGAUUUGCUGUUGGUAUCAUCAUCGGUCGGAAUGGAGAAAUGAUCAAGAAGAUACAGAAUGAUACAGGAGUCAGGAUCCAGUUCAAACAAGAUGACGGUGUCAGUACGGACCGCGUGGCCCAGGUGACGGGCCAGCCAAACCAAUGCCAGCUAGCUAUCCACCUCAUCCACGAGCUGGUACACACAGCACAGGAGCGCGAUGGCUUCAGCGGCCUGAUGAGCCGCCGCGGUCGUGGUGACGGCGGUGGCGGCCCCGGGGCGUCGAGCGACCUGCAGGAGAUCACCUACGCCGUGCCGGCGGACAAGUGCGGCCUGGUCAUCGGAAAAGGUGGGGAGACGAUCAAGAACAUCAAGGAGCAGUCCUGCGCCCACGUGGAGCUGCAAAGGAACCCGCCCCCCAACACGGACCCCAACGUGCGCAUCUUCUCCCUGCGCGGCACCCCCCAGCAGCUGGACAAGGCCCGGCAGCUCAUCGACGAGAGAGUCGGGGCUGCAGCGUUGGUAAACAGUGGCUUUGGGAUGAAUCUCUUCAGCCAGGGACAGACCACCCCUCCACAACAAGGGCCUCAGGCCUUCGUGGCUGGAGGGUGGGGAACAACGUUUCAGAUAUGGCAGCCUCCAGGCCAGCAGGAUCAAAAUCACAAUGGAUCCCAGGCGGGCCAGAUGGACUGGGAGCAGUACUACAAAAAGCUUGGUCAGCAGAGCCAAGUACAAAACACAGGGCCCGAGUUCAGCAAACCCUGGGGCCAGACAGCGGGGUCGGCUUCCCAGCAGAACUACAUCUCCGCCCCGGGCUUGGACCUGUGCUACUGGGACCAGGGCUACAACCAGCCUACCGUCAGCUACUGCAACCAAGACGGGCCGGACAGCCAGAGCAGCGGGCUGCAGGACGAUUAAAGGAGAGGACCUUGAUGUGACUUGAAUGACUUCAAGGAUUGAAACUAAUAAUUGAUAACGAAACAGUUUCUAUAUUUGCCUCAAAUAUGUUUUACUUUCUUUAUUUUGUUCUUGGUGGGAAAUGGUAGUGGUAUAAUUACAUAUACUUUAAAAGAAUGUCUAAAUCAGGAACUUUUAAUUUGUUACUUACUACUUGUAUCCACCUGUAUUUUUCUUGUGGUGCCCUGGGGGUCGCUCCCUUGAACUCCAGAGCUGUGUUUUCUAGAAGGUUCUCUUUUUAUGAUUUAGCUUUGAUCUAUGAUUAUAUUAUUUAGAUAUUGCCAAAAUGAAUCCAGGGCUUGUAACCGUUGAAUGCUUAUUAUUAUUAUUAUUAUUAUUAUUUUCUAAUGGUGGGGCUUGGCAGUCUUGAAGAGGUUCUGGGCAUGUCCUGAGAUGUUUAUGGUGUAUCUGAAAUGUUAUUUUUACAGAAUUCAAUGAAAUUAAGCUGUGAUAUUUGUGGUUUUUCUUUUGUUACAGGUAAUGUUUUGUUACAUGGUAAAUUUAAUUGUGUGGACAAAUUCAAGAUUUAAUUCAUUUUGUGUUUUGUAUGCAGUUUUUCACGGUCAUUUUAUUGUUCACUGGUUUAUAAAAGGUGCAAUAUCUUAUUUCAGUUUCGGAACAAAGAUAGAUUAUCUAAUAUUUUGACAGACUUUUUAACUUUUUAGAUAAUUUUAGUUUUACAUGUAUAUUUUUUUUGGCAUAGUGCAUUGUAAUGGAUAAUUUAUUUACACAGAUCUUAUAGUAGUUAGGGGGAUGUUGCAUAUAGUUUGAGUUAUUUGCUAUCUUGUAAAACUAUGUAUAUAUGCUAAGAUAUUUGAUAAAUAGUUUAUUUAAAAAAUUGUUUUUGGUGUCAUUUUUGCAGGACUUUGUAUCCCUCGUUUUUUCUUUUUCAUAAUGAAAAUGAAGAUCAUGAAUGUAUCAUUUGAAAUUUGAUGUUGCAUCUUGCUAUUGACAAAAAUGAUGAGAUAGAUUUCUGUGUAUGAUGAUUUUUCGGUACCUGGACUAUUCAAGACUGCAAAGCCUCCUUAUAAUUCUAUCUGUAAUUUUUUAUUAAUGAAAUAUUUUAAGUUAAGUGAUAAAAAAAAAGUUUAAUUUGGUACACCGUUAUUAAUACCCACCUUUUGAGUCCACUGUGUGAAAUCAAUGUAUUGUUGGACUUGCUAAUUACAUGUUUUUCUCUGUAAUGUGACCUAAAGAAGUUCCAUUUUGUAAAAAUACAUAGUAUUAACUACAUUUAUCAAUGAAAAGGGAUAUAAUUUAAAAAUGUCCAAUUUAGUUUUUUUCCCCUUGUGUUCAGUUAACAAAUGUAUUAAAACAGAAUCCACACUAUACCUUUUAUUAUGUACUGAUAAUCAAAUCUUUUUCUUAUGCCAUUAUGUUUAGUUUUUUGAAGAUACAAAAUGUUAGUUAUCUUGCAUAGCAUCUAAAAACUUUAACGGUACUGUUGUUUAUACUAACAGAUUGUGUUCUAUACAUAAAGAAUAUAAAGGUUAAUGGUCUUUGUUUUAUAAACGGAAAAUAUAUAUUUUCUUUAGCACGUUGCCAUAUGAAAAAUUCCAAUAAAUUUUCCGCAAGCAUC